CUGAUCACGUGGAGUACAGAGAUCGACUCGAACCCUUUGCGAACCGACUGAUCGGACGACGUGGUUCAGCUUCUCAGCCACAGUUACGCUUGCUUGUUGCAGCCAUGUCUUCGUUCCUCCACGGCUACUCAUCCGACGAAGACAAUGGCCAUGCUUCGAGAGAUGCAUUCGGGCUGUUGUCUCUGCCAACGCAGAAGAAACCCAGACUGGAGGAGCCCGAUGCAAGCAGCUACAGCACUGCAGCAUCCAUUGUACCGCAGGCUGCCCCCGAUGUCCUAGCAGAGGACCCGUUGAAACAGACGUCGCUGAUUACACGACCAACCGACACGCAAAUGAACGUGAACAUCCCCUACAAUGACAUGACGCUCGCCAUCCAAGGCCCCGAGAACCCGUUCGGUGACCGCAACCGCUUCCUGACCCAAAAUGCGCUCGCAGGACAUGUAGAAGAGCAAGCCAUGACUGACCAUGCCUUCCGGCAACAACACCUCACCCACGCUAUCCUCGGCUACUCCGCUAAUCCUUCCAUAGACCCGAAUGCGCCGGCGAUCCUUGGUUCGAUAGAGAAGGCGCAGACCAAUAACUUCGCGACCCUAGGCUCACUAAAAGCGCCCAAAAAGGACAAGAAGGAGCUGAAACGGAAGCGGAAAGCGAAAGGCGACUUGGAGGUCGUCGAAGGGGAUGGUGCGUACGAGGGGCCAUGGGCGCGUUGGGAGGGCGACGAGCCGCAAGGCCUGCUUCCCGGCGACGAGGUUGCGGAGGAGGGAGAGGAGGAAGUGGAGGAGGAGGAAUCAGAAGAGGAAGUGGUGCAGCCGAAGAAAGCGAAGCCAAAACGCGGCGCGCCAGGCCUGGAGUCGUCUGUCUUCCACGGCAAGUCGAUGUACGACUAUCAGGGACGGACGUACAUGCACCCACCCGUCGCGGAGGCUCCACAACUGCAGUCCGACGCGGGGGCACAGGAGACAUUCAUUCCGAAGGUGUGCGUUCAUACGUGGACCGGUCAUACGCAGGGCGUGUCGGUCGUACGGCUGUUCCCCGAAACGGGGCACUUGCUCCUCAGCGGGUCUAUGGACACCAAAAUCAAGUUGUGGGACGUGUACACCCACGGGAACUGCCUCCGCACCUUCCAUGGUCACAUGAAGGCCGUGAAGGACGUUACUUUCUCGAACGAUGGCCGGAAAUUCCUGUCCUGUGGAUACGAUAGGCAGAUGAAGCUCUGGGAUACGGAGACAGGACAGUGCCUGAAGCGCUUCAGCAAUGGCAAGAUUCCGUACGUCAUCCGAUUUCAUCCGGACGAAGACAAGCAACAUACAUUCCUGGCGGGUAUGUCAGACAAGAAGAUUAUUCAGUAUGACAUGAACUCCGGCGAAAUUACGCAGGAAUACGACCAACAUCUCGGGCCUGUCAACACGAUUACCUUCGUCGAUGAGAACCGGCGUUUCGUCACUACCUCCGACGACAAGACGAUCCGGGCAUGGGAUUUCGAUAUCCCCGUGGUCAUCAAGUACAUUGCUGAGCCGCACAUGCACUCCAUGCCUGCGGUCACGCUGCACCCCAGCAAGAAGUACUUUGCGGCGCAAUCGCUAGACAACCAGAUUCUGGUGUACAGCACCGAUAAUUUCAGGCAGGCGAGGAACAAGCGGUUCGCCGGGCACUCCGUCGCUGGGUACGCCUGCCAAGUUGGAUUCUCGCCCGAUGGCAAGUGGAUAAGCAGCGGCGACGGCGAGGGGAACGUCGUAUUCUGGGAAUGGAAGACCGGCCGUAUCAAGUCCCGGCUGAAGGCGCACUCCAAGGUAGUCAUCGCGCACGAGUGGCUGCCACACGAGAGCUCGAAGGUCGUGACCGCAUCUUGGGAUGGCCUGAUCAAGUUAUGGGACUGAGCUAGUCUCGGGACGGCAGAAACCUAUCAUAUUGCGAGGCGAGGUCUCGUUAGCAACCACUCGUGCGUUGCCAAGCCGUGCAUAUCUCCAGGCACUGCUCGCAAGAUGUAUCUUCGUUGUAUCAUACUGCCACGCCAGGGCCGAGCCCCUGUGGGCCUGAAACGUUGCCUCUGCACAAUUGCGCGACACCUCCAAGUGGACCAUCUGUUCUCAGAAGGAUAUUGCCUUUCAUUUGACGAUACCCUUCGUGAUCCCCUAACCUGCGUCGGGCUAAAGAUGUGAUGCAGCGCAUCUGUACCUUGCUUGUGCUAAAUG
This is a messenger RNA of Fomitopsis serialis, 2192 nucleotides long. Its product is annotated as pre-mRNA splicing factor. Gene Ontology annotation, biological process: mRNA splicing, via spliceosome. The transcript is spliced from 7 exons. The record is from RefSeq and is a predicted model, not a curated record. The coding region runs from base 105 to 1877 and encodes 590 amino acids. Gene Ontology annotation, molecular function: protein binding; mRNA binding. Gene Ontology annotation, cellular component: catalytic step 2 spliceosome. Lineage: Eukaryota; Fungi; Basidiomycota; Agaricomycetes; Polyporales; Fomitopsidaceae.